AUGCCCAAGGAAAUCCCCGCGCCCGCAUACACGAACCCGAGAGGGAUCCCACAGGCACCUUUUCUUGAGUCUGUGGGUGACUACGCAAGCGAUGAAGCAGACGCCACGCUGCUCCUCCGCAAUUUACAGGAACGUCUCCAAAAGUACCAGUUCAUGGAGCUGACGACGACGAGCCGAAUCCGGGGCCUGCUGGACAAGAUCCCGGAUAUGCGCAAGAGUCUUGAAAUGGUAAAGUUCCUUGCCGAGCGCAAGGACGCCUUCGAUACCCGGUAUGAGCUCAAUGACACCGUUUAUGCUGAGGCCACCGUGCCCCCCACCGACAAGGUGUUUCUGUGGCUAGGCGCCAAUGUGAUGCUGGAGUACAAUAUUCCUGAAGCCGAGGAGCUACUAAAAUCCAAACUGGACGGAGCAAUGAGUAGCGUCGACCAAUGCAAGGAAGAUCUGGAGUUCCUCCGGGAGAACAUCACCACUAUGGAGGUUAAUACUGCCCGAGUUAUCAACUGGCAAGUUGAGCAGAGAAAGCUAGCAGCAAAAUAG
Messenger RNA from Wickerhamiella sorbophila, 537 nucleotides. Its product is annotated as putative prefoldin subunit 3. Gene Ontology annotation, biological process: tubulin complex assembly; microtubule-based process; protein folding. The coding region runs from base 1 to 537 and encodes 178 amino acids. Gene Ontology annotation, cellular component: cytoplasm; prefoldin complex. Lineage: Eukaryota; Fungi; Ascomycota; Dipodascomycetes; Dipodascales; Trichomonascaceae. Gene Ontology annotation, molecular function: tubulin binding. The record is from RefSeq and is a predicted model, not a curated record. The transcript has 2 exons.